AGUUCACUCAAAACUAUACACAGAGAUGGAAAUAGUCGAAUCUAUAGAAGAGAUUCCAGUGCAAAACCCACAAAUAGAAGAUUUUUCAUGGGCUGACUUAACCUGGACCAAAUUCGGAACAUCUGAGCAUCACGACGAAGUAGCACUGAUUCCAUAUUCAAGAGUCGACGAAUUCAUCAUCGGAGAAUGCUCAAACGCAGAGUGCCCUACACGAUUUCACAUCGAAAGAGGAAGAAAACGCUCUCGAGGCAGUCUCAAAGAGUACAAGAGCGAUGAGUAUUUGGAAUAUAGACUGUAUUGGUGUUCUUUUGGUCCUGAGAACUAUGGAGAAGGUGGUGGUGUUUUACCCAGUAGAAAAUAUCGUCUCAACACUAGAAAUCGAGCUGCGAGACCUCAAUCUAUGAGAGGAUGUACAUGUCAUUUUGUGGUGAAACGACUCUAUGCUCGUCCUUCACUUGCGCUUCUUAUAUACAAUGAGAGACGACAUCUGAACAAAGCUGGGUUUGUUUGUCAUGGACCUCUUGAUAGAGAUGCUAUUGGUCCUGGUGCUAAGAAGAUUCCUUAUAUAUGUAAUGAGAUUCAGCAGCAAACUAUGUCUAUGAUCUAUCUUGGGAUUCCUGAAGAAAACGUUUUGGAGAAACAUAUUGAAGGGAUUCAGAGGUAUUGUGGUUCUGAUGCAACUGUCGAUAGUCUUGCCUCUCAGUAUGUUCAUAAACUUGGGAUGAUUAUCAAACGUUCCACUCAUGAGCUGGAUUUAGAUGAUCAAGCGAGUAUCAAGAUAUGGGCUGAGCGCAACAAGAAAUCAAUCUUCUUUUAUCAGGAAUCUUCGGAAACGGAUCAGUUCAUGCUCGGGAUUCAAACGGAGUGGCAGUUGCAGCAGCUUGUGCGUUUUGGGCAUUGUAGUCUUAUUGCAGCUGAUUCGACAUUUGGGAUAAAGAGACUUAAGUAUCCUCUGUGCACGCUUCUUGUAUUUGAUUCAAGACAUCAUGCUCUCCCCGUUGCUUGGAUUAUCUCGCGUAGCUAUUUGAAAUCUGAUGUUGAGAAGGACACAUUUUGUUGCCCCAUUCUUUUCUCUCUCUGGCGUGUUCGUAGAUCCUGGCUUCGGAAUGUUGUGAAGAAGUGCGAUAGCCUUGAGGUUCAAAGAGAUUUAUUCAAAUGUUUAGGAGAACUCGUGUACAGUAUUUGGGAUGGAGUAGAUACAAAAAAGGCUUUAGAAAGGUUAACUCAGGAUUUUGUUGAUCAAACCGCGUUCAUGCAGUAUUUCACAUCCACUUGGUUGCCUAAAAUAGGAAUGUGGCUCUCAGCUAUCAAAAGUCUUCCACUUGCAAGCCAAGAAGCAUGUGGUGCGAUAGAAGCUUACCAUAUCAAGCUUAAAGUAAAAUUGUUUGACGAUACACACCUCGGUGCCCUUCAGAGAGUAGAUUGGUUGGUACACAAGCUGACGACGGAACUCCAUUCGAGUUAUUGGCUUGAUCGGUAUGCUGAUGAAAGUGAUUCUUUCCAAAAUGUUAAAGAAGAAUACAUUGCUUCUACUUCCUGGCACAGGGCGUCAGAGAUUCCAGAAUCUGCUGUUACACUAGACGAAAGUAACGUCCUUGUUGCAAAGGUUCAGUCUCAGAGAGAUAGCGAUGUAACACGAGUUGUGUGGAACCCAGGUUCGGAGUUUGCCUUCUGUGAUUGCGCUUGGUCUUUGCAAGGAAAUUUAUGCAAACACAUCAUAAAGGUAAAUACAAUGUGUGAAAACCGCAAAGGAUAUGGUGACUCAAUGUCUUUGCGUUCGUUCAAAGAGAAACUGAGAAACAUAAAGAUGAAACCUAUGGAUGACUCGAUAGCCUUGGAUCUCUCAAUGGCAUUGACCCUGCAGAUGUUUGAUCAGAUAAAGCAGUUGGUGCAAUUAAGCGGAACAGAUAAUAUCAGCAAGAUAGUCAAUGAUAUGCCAGUGAAAUGGGGUUGUAAGAAAGGCCGAACAACCAUAGGCAUUCCUGCAUCUAUUGCUGCCUUUACCAAGAAAAGGAUUCAGAAACGAAAGCGAUAAGUCAGAGAUGAGAUGAGAAGUGGUAGCAUAGAUCUUGUAUUGGCAUAUAAGAACACGUCAGGUUCUUGCGUAGCUUCAGACUUAGAAAAUUCAUAGACGGUUAGCUUUAGUUAUAGGUUCUUGAUAGCAGCCAUUGCUUCUUCGUUGCUUUUUGCAAGUGUAAAUCCUCUAGGUUAAUUUCAUUGCAAUAUAUUCAAGUUUUGGAAGAAAAGGAUUUUAUAAGC
Molecule: messenger RNA, 2259 nt
Organism: Arabidopsis arenosa
Lineage: Eukaryota; Viridiplantae; Streptophyta; Magnoliopsida; Brassicales; Brassicaceae
Source: the annotation of a GenBank genome assembly